Messenger RNA from Diuraphis noxia (Russian wheat aphid), 1304 nucleotides. RefSeq lists its product as uncharacterized. Gene Ontology annotation, cellular component: BRCA1-BARD1 complex; BRCA1-A complex. NCBI's taxonomy places the organism in Eukaryota, Metazoa, Arthropoda, Insecta, Hemiptera, Aphididae. Gene Ontology annotation, biological process: positive regulation of transcription by RNA polymerase II; double-strand break repair via homologous recombination. The record is from RefSeq and is a predicted model, not a curated record. Gene Ontology annotation, molecular function: ubiquitin-protein transferase activity.
CGCACGGCCACUAUCGUUAUUUAGCCGCGCUUUUUACUUAUUACUUAUUAGUUCGACUCGAAAUCCAGAGAUUCGCUGACAAAACUUGAUUCUGAAACAGAAAACAGAAUAUUGAGUAAACAAACAACAGUGUUUAAUAGUUCACGUGCUUUACAAUCUUGACUCUUGAGUCUUGGUGGCUGGUGCGCCGUUUGCAUUGAGUUUAUUCCUGCUCGUUGUAUUCAAAUGGCUGUGAACGUUCCCGAUAUCAUAGCUGAAUGGGACACGGGUUCUGACUCUGAGACAAAAUUGUGCGAUUCACAAGUUAAGGAUUCCACUGUUGUUUCGGCUGUCGACUUCCAACGUAAAGAUCAAAGUAUGAGCGGUAAAAACGAAGACAACAAUUAUGAAAAAAAAGCCACAGAUACUAGUAACAGUGACAGCGAAUCUGAUAAUGAUGUUGUCAAUGGGACACCAGACAGAUGCCAUGUCUCCAAUCCAGAAAAUCAUUCUAUGAAAAACAAACAUAUUGUUAUCACAUACACAAACGUUGAAGAUGAUGAACUUGAAGUGCUACAAGAGUUGGUAGAUGUGUUUGAAUUAAAUGCGCAUAUAUCGUGGGAUGAUAGCGUUACACAUUUGAUUGUGAAAACUCUUCCGACUGGUAGAUGUAUUCGUACAAAAAAAUUGAUGAAUGCAUUAUUAAUAAACUGCUUUAUCAUUACUAUGGAGUGGGCUGAAAACUGUUUAGCUUCAAAGAAAUUACUACCAGAGCUUGAUUACAUACCGCUGGAUUUUAGUGGUGAACCAUCCCCAUUGGUAUCUUGGCGUGUAGGACGAGGAAUUAUUGAUUCACCAAUGGAAUGGACUAGAAAUUGCAUUUUAUAUCUUCAUAGUUCUAUUGAAUUCAAUGAAUCAUAUACGGACAUUAUUUUAUGGGCUCAAAGAGCUGGUUUUGUGUUAACCAACGAUUUGGAGGAGUUUAAAGACGAUUACAAAAUGCGAGUUAUAUUGGCUGAUAAAAUCAUUACAUCUAAUGAUGUUCGAUCUAAAUUACCCAAUAAAACGGAAAUUAGGAGUUGGAUAUGCGAAUAUAAAGCCGUAACAUUAUUCUUGGAUUGGUUUCUCGAAUGUUUGUUCCGAUACAGAUUUGUGGAAAUUAAUCAAUAUUAUCAAAUUAUGAAACUAAAUCCAAACAUUGUAGAAUUUACUGAUAUGGAUGAAUCUCUGUUUGUAUUUGAAAGUUGUUGAAUAAUACAUUUUUCACUACUAAAUUAAAUAUUUGGAACAAAAAAGGUUAUUUUUGAAAUUAAUAGGAGUUAUGU